Molecule: messenger RNA, 852 nt
Organism: Colletotrichum phormii
Lineage: Eukaryota; Fungi; Ascomycota; Sordariomycetes; Glomerellales; Glomerellaceae
Product: carnitinyl-CoA dehydratase
Exons: 2
Coding region: 1-852 (283 amino acids)
Biological process (GO): fatty acid beta-oxidation
Cellular component (GO): mitochondrion
Molecular function (GO): enoyl-CoA hydratase activity
Source: RefSeq, a predicted model, not a curated record
AUGGCUACGCCGAGGACGAAGAAGCCAGUGCCUUCCUGGAUAGAGAACCCCUACCCGCAUGUCGAACACAGUCUAAUAUCCUUCCCUCGAAAACACAUCCUCCUCGUCACAAUCAACCGGCCGGAGCAUAUGAACUGUCUCCCCGUGGAGGCGACAAUAGAGCUCGGUGCAUUGUGGAAAUGGUAUGAUGCCGAACCGGAGCUACGAUGCGCUGUGUUUACGGGGGCCGGAACCAAGGCCUUUUGCGCCGGCAUGGAUCUGAAGCAAAGAUUUGAUAUAAUCAAGACAAACGAUGUCGCCUUUGACUAUCCGCCGGGUCAGUUUGCGGGCAUGAGCAAUCGAACCGGCAGGAAACCAAUCAUUGUCGCGUGCAACGGCCAUGCUCACGGCGGUGGCUUCGAAGCCAUACUCAACGCAGAUGUCAUCUUCGCUUCGCCAAACGCGACUUUUCGUCUCCCCGAAGUCCUCCGCGGCGUCUCUGCCCUCGCAGGGGCAUUGCCUCGCUGCAUGAUGCUCUUCGGCAACCACCGAACGAUGGACCUCGUCCUCACAGGCCGGACAAUGUCUGUAGAGGAGGCGCACAAUUGGGGAUUAGUCAAAGAGAUCGUCCCUCAAGAGAAGCUGCUUGAGAGAGCACUCGACUAUGCCAGUCAGAUCGCUGCACUAAGUCCAGACAGCGUCAUUAUCUCGCGAUUGGCGGCGCGGGAGGCAUGGGAGACGGGGGUCAGCAGAGCGACUAUGCGCGGACAGGAGUUGUGGGCUGAAGUGAUGCUCCGGAGUAAGAACGCAACUGAAGGACUGGCGGCAUAUCGCGAGAAGAGGGAUCCCAAGUGGUUUCCUUCGCAUCUGUAG